AUGGCCAAAGGACCAAAGACUACAACAAAAGGAUCUGAAAAGCCAUCAAAGGCGGCCAAGGCAGCGCCCGCAAAGGCAACAUCCACUCUCGCCGCAGGAAAAAGUGCUGGGGCAAAGGUGGCGACGGCCGCAAAGGCUGCAAAGUCAUCUGCAGAGAUCAUUGCAAACGGUCUCGCUGGUAAAAAGGAUAAGGCAACAUCUGCCGCCAAGGCACCCGAAAAAGCAAAGUCCAACGGCAAGAGCAAGCCCGUACAAAAGGAUGAAUCAAGCGCAGAGUCUAGCUCCGAAGACUCUAGCGAAUCGAGCAGCGAAGAAGAGACAAAGCCAGUACCAAAGGUGGCCGCAAAGGCUAACGGCGCUCAGGCUGCUAAAGGAAACGCCAAGGCUGCUUCCUCUAGCGAGUCCAGCGAAUCUGAGAGCGAUUCCUCAGAAAGUGAGUCUGAGUCCGAGUCUGACGCGAAGCCUGCACCCAAGGUGAAUGGAAAAGCCAACGCAAAGCCUGCCGCCAAGGCUGCAGCCCCGAGCGCAAAGGCAAAGUCGCCUCCCAAAAAGGCUGCACCUGCCGCGAAGAAGUCUUCGUCCGAAUCCGAAUCCGAGUCAUCUUCGUCUGAAUCGGAAUCGGAAUCGGAAUCCGAGGUCGAGAAACCAAAGGCGGCCCAAGUCAAGGCAGCGACGACGACCGCGAAGAAGGGUUCUGACUCCGACUCCGAAUCUCAAUCUUCGGAUUCGGCUUCUGAAUCUGAUGCUACGCAAACACGAGCAGGAAUUGGCGCCAAGGUCAACGGUGCAGCGGCAAAGGCAAAGGAUGCGGUCAAGGCCAUGUCACCUGUCAAGGGUCCGCCACCGACGGUUUCAGAUGCUAGUGAUAGCAACAGUUCUUCCUCGAGUAGUGACGAUAGCGAAGAGGAUAGCGAUGGCGACUCCAAGAUGGGUGACUCGAAACCUGCCGCUGCCAAGAAGGCCAAAGCGGAUUCGGACUCGGACUCUUCCGAGUCGGAGUCGGAGUCUGACGACUCGUCCAGCGGGAGUAGCGAUACAGAAAUGGAAGACGCCAAGCCAGUAAAGGCUGAACCUCCAUCGAAGAAACGUAAAGCGGAAGAGGCGUCUGCUCCAGCAAACGCCAAAAAGGUCAAGCUCGCAGACGGCGGUGCGGCAGCUGCACAAGGCAAUUCGGACGCGAAUUGCAACAUAUUUGUGGGCAAAUUGAGCUGGAACGUCGAUGACGAAUGGCUCAAGUCGGAAUUCGAGGCGUGCGGCGAAGUCGUGCGCGCAUCGGUGCAAAUGGAUCGUCAAACCGGUCGCUCCAAGGGCUUCGGCUACGUCUCAUUCUCCACGCCAGAGGCUGCCGAAAAGGCGAUUGCCGAGAUGAAUGGCAAAGAGAUUGACGGCCGUGCGGUCAAUGUCAACGCCGCCACGCCCAAGACACCCAAUCCAGCUGGCCGAGCGAAGCAGUUUGGCGAUACUGUGAGCGCUGAGAGCAAAGUGCUCUUUGUGGGCAACGUGAGCUUUAAUGCAAACGAGGAUAUGCUGUGGGAGACGUUUGGCGAACACGGUGAUAUCGUGAGCGUGCGUCUCCCGACUGACCGCGAGACGGGUCAGAUGAAAGGGUUUGGGUACGUCGAGUUUACGAGCGUCGAGAAUGCCAAGUCGGCGUUUAAUGCACUCAACGGCAAGGAUAUUGCCGGACGCAACAUUCGCCUCGACUUUUCGCAACCGCGUGAUAACAAUAACGCUGGUGGUGCGAGUGGUGGUCGAGGUGGAUUUGGUGGCAGUCGAGGACGUGGGGGCGAUCGAGGACGUGGGGGCUCGCGAGGUGGUGGACGAGGUGGAUUUGGCGGCGACCGAGGUGGUCGAGGAGGUGGACCGAGUCGUGGAAACGGCUGGGGGAAUCGAGGACGUGGGGGGAAUAACUCUCGCGGUGGCGGCAACGCACGCACGGGCGGCGCGGCUGCGUUCGAGGGCAAAAAGAUGACGUUUGACGACUAG
Molecule: messenger RNA, 1986 nt
Organism: Serendipita indica DSM 11827
Lineage: Eukaryota; Fungi; Basidiomycota; Agaricomycetes; Sebacinales; Serendipitaceae
Source: the annotation of a GenBank genome assembly